Messenger RNA from Aureobasidium namibiae CBS 147.97, 765 nucleotides. RefSeq lists its product as uncharacterized. The record is from RefSeq and is a predicted model, not a curated record. Bases 1 to 765 code for a protein of 254 amino acids. NCBI's taxonomy places the organism in Eukaryota, Fungi, Ascomycota, Dothideomycetes, Dothideales, Saccotheciaceae. The transcript has 3 exons.
AUGUGCGGCUACCACGAACUCCAAACCCCUUGCUGUCACGAAAAGACAGGUUUCGCACCCUCUCCAUCUCACAGAUGUACCCACUUCUACGCCAAAAAUCGCUACUGCCGCACCGGCUCCCUCCACUCUUGGAUCCUGCCCUCUCCACCUCUAACCACAAAUUACCUCUGUUCAAACUGCAAGACAGCCCAAGAACAUCACCAAGCACUUCUUGCAGCUGAGAUGAGAAAGCAAGAAGCACAAAGGGAAAAGGAGAGAAAAGAACAAGAGGAAAGACGCAAGAAUGAGGAGGCUAGAAGCAAGGGAUGUAUGUUUGCCUGGUAUCUUGGAGAAGUCGCAUGGUUUAUCAGAUUGCAAGAACGGCUCGGCCAUGAGGUUGUUUCUACUGAGCCCGAAGGGGGUCGGAGAGAUAGAAGUGACAUGAAAGAGAUCAAAAAUGUUGCCAGCUCAGAGAGAUAUGAGUACCAAGUGCCAAAAAGAAAGGCGGCGGUUCUCAGAGUCGAACUCGAGAACCUGCUCGCGAUGUGCAUGCUUAUCGAAGUUGACCCAGCCUCGGUAUAUACACAUAUCUCUGGGUCUCUGCAGCAAAGUGAAAGAACCAGACAGCGAAAGUGCAAAAGUGAUUGGGUGCUCAUGAGCAAAAAGGAAUCGGUCGCUCUCGUGGUCGACCUCAGGAACUUGCCUGCUAUGUGCACUUAUUUCACGGUAACCCGACCUAUCUUACGGAGAGACCCCUACACUACUGAGCACGUCUUCUUCCUCUAA